AUAAACAUCCAUAUAACAUAAUAUAAAUCGUACAUUUCAAUAAUUGAUUCGCUAACAUAAGGUACAGUCGCCGUCAGAUAUAUUGUAGCAGACAAGGUGACCAAGUACUUCUGAACAAUUUAAAAUUUCAAUAAAUUCUAUACACUACAAGUUACAAAUAAUAUCUGAACAUACAUUACUUCAUUAAAAUCUGGACAGAUACUUGUCAAUAAAUUCUCUACACACAACUAAUCAAAAAUAUCUGAACACUUACAACGUCAAAUUGUAAUUUAAAAAUUGGUUUUUGUUUGACGUGUUCUCGAAUUUUUACUUUGACGCUCACCGUUUUAUCUUUGGCGCUCGCACUGCCAUAUUUGAAAAAUGGCGCCGAAUAGUAGUGUUUGACAAAUAUCCUCUCCAACUUUUUUUACGAUACCAUAUUAACCAACAAAAUAAAACUAGAGAAAAUAAUCCUGACUGAUUUUUGACUUUGUAAGUGUUCAUAUAUUUUUGUCCGCUACAUAUAUCUGACGGCGACUAUACCAAUUCCGUCUCUGUAUAUUUGAAAGUUAGACUUUUAAGAGACAGGAUCAGUAAGAGCGCGCAAUCCCCGAAUAAAUACAAAAGAAACUACUAAAAACAAUGACUUCGAAAUUUCCUUGCUUGUGUAUGUUAAUAUAUUUUAGAUACAUCGUGGGUUCAUAAACGCUUUAUGAGUGUCAUGUGUGAUUGUCAUUACUUCACCCCCGAGGAAAGUGUGGCAGAGUUCAAGUGGCACAACGGCGGCUCUUUGCCUAGUCCGUUUCGCUAUAGUCACAGCUUGAAACGUAUCAAUCCAGCUCAGUAUUGCACGCUUAAAAUUCUAAUUUCCCCAUUUGCCAUAAAAUUCCAUUAUUUAGUUUAUAAUGAUGUCUCACCAAAGUUUAAAUAAAUAAAGGUUAUUAUCUUUUGGUUAUUGUUUAUUUAUUUUAGUAAAAAAAAUCUAUAAAAAUCAAGUAUUUUUAAUUUUAACCUAAAAUACAGCAACGAGAAAACGAAUGUAUAUGAAUUUGUGCAGACGAAGUGUGAACUGAUUAGAGAAAAAAAAUGGUUUAAAUGGUAUUGAUGUAAGUAUUUUCCUAUAAUUUAUUAAACCAUUAUUCUGUUUAUUCAUAAUCUUAAAUACCGGUAAUUGGAAAUCAUUUUAGAUUUCUUUACGUUAACAUGUUGCAAAAAAUAUCUGGUUUAGUAAAAGAAAUAAAUUGCAUGUUUUUCUCAUUGAGUAAAAAAUUUACCAAUAUUCUAUAAUGUAUUUUUUGUUAAAAUAACAAAAUCUUACAAUUCGUUAGUUUUUAGAAAACUUUCGGGUGCAGCGGCAAGUGCUGGCAACCCAACCGCGCCGCCCUCACCCCUCACAGAUAUCGCUACUGCGCAUGUCACGGUAUAGUAGUGUGAGUGUGACCCUUAAAAUUUCGUUUUAAACAAUUUAAUCAUUAAAAUUAUCAAAAUAAGUGAUGAAAUGAUAUAAAAUUAUAUUUGCAAUUUCUAGAAUAAAAAAUUACGUCUAUAUCGAUUAGCAACCCCUCAGUUUAUUUCCAAAGUUGUCGAUCCUAGGCCAUUUGUUUGGAACCAUUCGAAUGAUAAUUAUCUCGCUCCCUCUCACUGCAGUUAUGCUAGGGAUGAAAGAAAUGGAACGCAUAUUUAGGGCUCAAGCAGUUUUGGUUGUUAUGUAGUGCGUUGGCGCGAAGGCUUAUUUAAAGUUACAUAGAUCUGUUCAGGCAUCACUCUCUUCUGUUCCUCGCUCGAAGAAAGUUCUCAUACAUCAAGUUCUCAUAUUGUUCAUCAAAUUGACAUCAAGAUGUGUCAAUUAGUGUAUCUGUGCCGGUGCUUCGGGAAUUUCCUGCUGAAUACGGAUCGGUUGGAGAACGCUCUGUCGUGGGUAUGGCAGUACUUGUCGUGCAAGCCGUGCCGCGAAACAACUGAGGCAGCCCCGGCCGAACCCCCGGCAAAUAUAAACAAUGCGAAAACUUUCGACUCCGAAAUGGAGUUGGCAACGUAUCACAUCUCUGAUCCGGAGCAUUCCCCACCCGAAGACUUCGCUGUAAUGCAACAGCGGAGCAUCAUCGUGCACUUCAAAGUGCCACACAUCGUUGAGACCAAGGUUAACGGAGACACAAAUUCUCUGGACGGUUCUCUUUCGGAUGACGUGUUCGAAUAAACUCGUUAUCACUUCAACCAGAUGGAGCGUAGAGUGUAGUGUGUUUCUAGAAAACAUCUCCAUCGAAGCGUAGAAGAAAACCCUAUCCCUUAUAUAGUUACUUCAAUAUUUUAUUUUCAUGAAAUAUUUUGGUGAAUACAAUAUUACAAAAAAUAUAUUUAUAAAAUGUACAACAAAUGAAAUAACAGAUGUUCCGGUUAAAACCUUUCAAAGUUUAAAUAUUGUUGGAAAUGCACAUAAAAUGUCUAUUUCAAUUACAGAGAUUUAAAAUAAAGAGUACAUAUUUAC
Messenger RNA from Papilio xuthus (Asian swallowtail), 2464 nucleotides. RefSeq lists its product as uncharacterized. The record is from RefSeq and is a predicted model, not a curated record. NCBI's taxonomy places the organism in Eukaryota, Metazoa, Arthropoda, Insecta, Lepidoptera, Papilionidae. The coding region runs from base 1817 to 2176 and encodes 119 amino acids. The transcript is spliced from 3 exons.